AGGAAGGCCAUGUUGGAUGAAAUGGCCACACAGCUGAACCAGCUGAAGUCCGACCACAAGGAGGCGCUGUCAGACCUGAAUCUGCAGCACGAGAAGGAGGUUCUGGGGGUCCGAGCUCGGUAUGAGAAGGAACUGCGAGGUCUCCAUGAAGACAAGAGUCGCUGUGAGGAGGAGCUCCGACUGCAGCUGCGAGAGGAGAAGGCUCGCUCCAAGGAGCUGGAGGGGUUCCAGCUGCAGGUGGAGGAGCUGCAGGCUCAGCUUCAGGCCAUGGAGGGAACCAAAGGAUGGUUCGAGAGACGCCUCCAAGAGUCCGAGGAGAACAUGGAGAACAACGCUGUGCAGCAUCAGGAGGACAUCAGGAACCUGCAGGAACACCACACCCUUCAGCUGCAG
Messenger RNA from Nematolebias whitei (Rio pearlfish), 393 nucleotides. RefSeq names its product GRIP1-associated protein 1-like. Lineage: Eukaryota; Metazoa; Chordata; Actinopteri; Cyprinodontiformes; Rivulidae. The record is from RefSeq and is a predicted model, not a curated record. Gene Ontology annotation, cellular component: postsynaptic recycling endosome; glutamatergic synapse; extrinsic component of postsynaptic early endosome membrane. The annotation marks the transcript as partial. Gene Ontology annotation, biological process: regulation of recycling endosome localization within postsynapse; neurotransmitter receptor transport, endosome to postsynaptic membrane; regulation of neurotransmitter receptor transport, endosome to postsynaptic membrane. The transcript has 4 exons.